Messenger RNA from Strongylocentrotus purpuratus (purple sea urchin), 2411 nucleotides. Its product is annotated as mediator of RNA polymerase II transcription subunit 15. Gene Ontology annotation, molecular function: transcription coregulator activity. Bases 83 to 2329 code for a protein of 748 amino acids. Gene Ontology annotation, biological process: regulation of DNA-templated transcription. The transcript is spliced from 17 exons. NCBI's taxonomy places the organism in Eukaryota, Metazoa, Echinodermata, Echinoidea, Camarodonta, Strongylocentrotidae. The record is from RefSeq and is a predicted model, not a curated record.
CGUUUGGCAAAACGGGGCUUUUUUCGGACAUUAAAUUAAAAUAUUUAAAUUUUAUUGUUCGGAAACCUGUAAAUUCCACGAAAUGACGACACCUGGAGCAGGAGCAAUGAGUGCUGCGGCAGGGAGCGGAGGUCCUGAUGGAAAUUGGAGAUCGACUCAGUUUAGAUCAAAAGUCGUCGCACAAAUCAAUGAUGCCUUAAGAGAUGCCUGCAACCCAAUAGAGAAAUCAGGUAGUGAGCUGGAGGAGCACAUCUUCAACAGGGCAAGGGAUAGGGAUAGUUACCUGAGUCUCGUAGCUCGUCUUAUCCUCCAUAUGAGAGACAGUAAUGCUGCCAAAGAGAAAGGUCUAACUGGUAGAAUGACUCCCAACAUGGCAGGACAGCAACAAGAUCCAAUGGUAGCUUUGCAGGGGCUAACUCAGAUGGGCCAGUCCCACAGCCCCGGUGGUCCCAGUCUCCAGAUGCAGCCCAACCCUAAUCAGAUGGUCCCCGGAGUCGGUAACCAAGGCAACAGGCCCAUGAUGAGGAACCAGAUGGGACAACCACAAGGGGGCAAUCUGAUGGACCAGCGUCAGCAGCAGCAGCUUCAGAACCUUCAGAAGCUCAUGAGCAACCCCAGCCAGCCCGGUGGGGGUGGGAUGGCUCCGGGCUCUGGUGGCAUGCAUCAGUCUCAGCAGGCAGGGCAAACGCAGCAGUCCCAACAACAACCUUCCCAGAUGCCCGGCCACUACCAGGGAGGGGCAGUCGGAGGAAUGCAACAAACUGGCUUUCCAGGUCCUCCGGGAGGGGGUGGAAACAUGACCCCUCAGCCCCAGACUGGCGGCAUGCCCGUGGGUCCCCAGGGGGGUCCAAACCAGAUGCACGGCAUGCAGCAGCAGGGUGGGGGCCAGAUGGGCAUGCCCCAGAACAACAUGUCCCAGAACAACAUGAUGCCGCAGCAACAGAUGAACCAGAUGGUAAGACCACAGCAGAACUUUCAGAAUACUAUGGUGAUGCAGGGCCAAAAGCCCCAGGCCCCGAUCCCGCCCCGGGCUCAAGUACCCCGCUCUUACCCGGUUCAGUCCACCCCGCCCAUACAGUCCAGGGCACCUAUGUCUCCUUAUGGUGGCUAUCCCUACAUGAUGUCCCCUCAGUCCGUUGUGACAGAUUCCCCUGUGUAUAGACAGCAGCCUUCACCAGCUCAGCCGACUCAGCAAGGAUCAGCUCCAGGAUCCAAUGCCAUGCAUUCCCCGGCCAGCUAUUUACAACCAUCACCCUCCCCUCAGGGCCUCUCCAUCCCCUCCCCAGCAAGUGCAGGCUCCCAGAGAGGAGGCCCUCCCAGUGUCCCUUCCCCUAGCAGCACACUCAAUACUCCAGGUAACCCAGCAUCAGUGGGGAGCAUCAACCCCAGCCCCGGGGGAGGGAUGCGAGGUGGACCGGGGUCCAACCAGGGCCAGGCGGAGCUGAUUGCCUACCAGGAGAAGAUGAGGUUCCUCUCAAAGUACAUUGAACCCUUGAAGAAGACCAUCCUGGCCAACAGCAACAGAGAGGAGUCCGGUGGUCUCAGUGCAACCGAUGUGAAUAAGAUGAAGGGUCUGCUAGAGAUCAUUGCUAACCCCAACCCUAACAAGAGACUCACCCUACAGCAGCUCACCAAGUGUGAACAGUACCUGGAGGGCUUUGAGCAGGUGAGGAAUCAACUCGCAACCUCCAACUCAACCUCCGCUGCAGGGACAUCGACAACAGCCACGUCCGCCAGCGCUACGUCGACAUUGGACACGAGGAUCAUGGGGAAGACGAACAUGUUCCAGCCUCUCCUGGAUGCAGUGAAGGCCAACAUUGAUUCCCCUUACAUCAACCACACCCUCCAGAGGACGUUCGGCCCCGCCCUGACGACCCUGCAAGGGAACCCAUCCCAUUUCCCAUCCCCGCCUGCCAAGAAGUUGAAGACAGAGCAUGACCGUAGCCCGACAACUCAGACUGCUAUCCCUAACAUCAUCCAAGGGGAGGUGGCCCGUCUUGCCCCAAAGUUCAGAGUGAACCUUGAUCCCAUGUUCCACACCAGUAGCAAGGAUGUCCAUCUCAUUUGCAGACUAGAUGACAAGCAUCUGCCGAGUGUUCCUCCAAUCAACGUUGCCAUACCAGAGCAGUAUCCAGAACUCAGUCCAAACUAUGACGUCUCGCAGCAAGAAUAUGGUCAAACCCCUUUCCUGAAGCUAGUCCAAGCGGCUCUUCAAAACCAAGUCAUGCGCAUGCCUGACCGCUACACGCUCACUCAGAUCCUCGAUGCCUGGGAGAUGAGCGUGAGGAAGUCCUGCCUCAAGAUGAUCGCUGCAAGAGAUGCAACAUGAACAGAUAUUCUUCAGAUGUACCGGCUAAAAGUUUAAUGGACUGGAAGUUUUGGGGGCAGGCAGAUUGGUGCUUUGUAUGCCA